Molecule: messenger RNA, 1409 nt
Organism: Dreissena polymorpha
Lineage: Eukaryota; Metazoa; Mollusca; Bivalvia; Myida; Dreissenidae
Exons: 3
Coding region: 175-783 (202 amino acids)
Source: RefSeq, a predicted model, not a curated record
UGUAAAAGUGCAGAUGAUAACAAUUUACCUGUGUUAAAAUCCAAACAAUUAUUAUGUCUAUACAAAAUUUAAGUUUACCAUUGACCUUAGAGAUAAUGUUUUGUACAAUAGCUUCACCUGAUAAAAAAAAAACAAUCUACUGGAAGGCCUACAUAGGUAAUUCCCAAGCAGACGAUGGUGUCCAGGAGCAAGAUGCUGCCUGUAUUGUUCAUUCUCAUCUGCUGCUGUACAAUAUGCCCAUCCAAGUCAUACAACUGCGGCGACAACCCGAUGCAUGUCUUCAAAUAUAUUGUGCAAUCAACAGGGAAAAACUUCGAGUACUUCAUCAAGAACAUGAGAGAAGACAAACUUUCCGACUACGACAGUCUUAAGAAAAGUUACGACAACUUCCUGGACUGUACGAGAGCCACCCAGACCGGCUACUACAAGCGCUCAAUUAUGCGACCGACAAAGUCGCCUUCCGGCUCUUUGAGUGCGGACUUGCUGAACAGCUAUAUCAAGGAAUCAACGAUGCGUUCUCAAAUGAGGCAAAUAAAAGCCCAGGAGGCGUCGCAGAAAUUGCGGUCUUUCAGAGAUGCACUUCACAAAAUGACACCUAUCCUAAUGGAGAUAUCGAACAAGUUUAAAAAGAACGAUUAUCAACUGGAGAGCGGGGAUAAUUUGAUAACAGAUCCCCUAAACGAAUUUACGAAAAACAAUCGCUUGGAAAGUCGUGAUAUGUCGCUUACAGAUUCUCUCCCAGUGGUAAUAAAAAGGCGAGUAAUGGUAUCGAAUGAUGAAUGACCCUCCCUUACGAUGAGUUGUGUCGGUACCGCUGAACGAAAACGCUGUUAGGAAUACGAGUUCAUAAUAUUAUAAAUGAGCCGUACUCUGUGGAAAAGGGGUUUAAUGAAUGUGCGUAAAGUGUCGUCCCAGAUUUGUCUGUGCAGUCUACACAUGUUAAUCAGGGACGACAAUUUCCGCUUUUAUUGCAAUAUUUAUUUCAUUUAAGACUUCACUUCAAGAAAUUCUAGUUUAGGCGAAAAGUGUUGUCCCUGAUUAGCCUGUGCGGACUUCCCAGGCUCAUCAGGGACGACACUUUAUAUAAUGCAUUAAAACGCCUUUUCACAGAGCUCGGCUCAAUUAUGAUACCGUCGUUUUACAAUUUAACGAUACUUUCUAUAGGGCGAUUGUGCAGUUCACUAGUUUGUUACUUGUUCAGUGUUCUCUUAGUUUAAGAGAUGAUUUUUAGUGUACUGCAUUUAUUGGACUAAGGAAGAAGACAAGAAAGAAAAUUGAGAUAAUUUAUCAAUAAUUAAAAAUUUAAUUAUAUUGGGACAUUAUAUGAUAAACUAUUCAUUACAUAAACAUUUGCCAAGAAAACAUCUAUUAAUCUAUUUGAAUUUAGUGUAUAAAAUUAUAUAACCUCA